Megalops cyprinoides (Indo-Pacific tarpon) is the source of this 6340-nucleotide messenger RNA. RefSeq names its product eukaryotic translation initiation factor 4 gamma, 1a (gene eif4g1a). Gene Ontology annotation, molecular function: translation initiation factor activity; protein binding; mRNA binding. The record is from RefSeq and is a predicted model, not a curated record. NCBI's taxonomy places the organism in Eukaryota, Metazoa, Chordata, Actinopteri, Elopiformes, Megalopidae. Gene Ontology annotation, cellular component: eukaryotic translation initiation factor 4F complex. The transcript is spliced from 33 exons. Bases 631 to 5508 code for a protein of 1625 amino acids.
GCAUCUGUAAAGAGUCUGUCCGGCUCUGCGGAUAGAAAGGUAAUGGCAUGGCUCCCCAAUGAACUCUGCUAAAUUUGAACCGUGCGGCGAGCUCACCGUCAAUCCGCGUCCAUCCACGCUUGAAGCAUGGACCCCCAGGCCUGCAGGUCAACCCGGGGGCACAUGCUCUGUCAAUAAUCCUUUCCCAGGGCCGUAUUGUUCAAGUUUGCUUCUGUUUUUGUUUUGCACAUUUCAAGGGAUUUACAGAUUGAGCUAAAACACUGUCAGUUCUCACCCCAGUCAUUCAAUUAAAAGGGGUAGGACAUCCCAUUCCCGUUGGAGCUUGAGGAUAUGAACGACUUUCAAAGUGAAUUGAACUAGCUGUUAGCUAUCUAGCUAAUGAAACUGGCGAGGAUAUAGCUUACGAGGUACAGAAAGGCGAGCCCCAUUCUCUCUCCAGUCUUCAUAACUUCAAUUAAUUCCUGGAUAUGAAGGAGAAACACUGAACAGCAGCACUGAAUCAAAGAACGUGACUGUGGAAGAGACCACCACAUUGGCACUCAGCCGGGCCCUGCUCCUGUAGGCGGGAGAAGCAGAAUCUCACCAGUAUUUGUCUACAGAUCUGCGGCUCUCCAUGCGGAACCAGAUGAGAUGAACAAAGUGCCACAGCAAAUAGCAACACCCCCUUCCGCCCCCCACCCUGCCCCUUCCCCUGGACUUCUACAGACCGCCUUUCCUCCUGGUCAGCCCACUGGUGUUGUCUUUGCGACCCCAUCGGCACAAAUGAACGCAGCCCCACAACCUCGCCAGGGAGGAUUCAGACCGCUGCAGCAGUACUACCAGAACCGGCCCGGUUUGCCCGGUGCCUCCCCCCGGGUUCAGACCAGCAGCGCACCGCGGCCUGUAGGGCCGACCCACGUCUUCCAGCCUGGGACACAGAUGAUGAUGAUCCCCCAGCAGCAGCUAUCGUUUGGAAAUUCACAGAACCCCGCCUACCUCUUCCCGCCUGCACAGUACCGGUCCACCUAUGUAGCCACGGCCCAACAGUACCAGUUGCCCAGCGGAACCCCUGGCUUCUACCCUGGAUCAAGCCCGGCAGAAUACGGAGCCUACUACUCAGCCCAAGGGCAGUACUCCCCCGCCGUGCCAGCUGCGCCCGUCAUCAUGAACGCCGCCCAGCCCCAGCCGACGCCCCCGCAGCAGCAGAUGCAGCCCAAAAGGGAACGAAAGCAGAUUAGAAUACGAGACCCCAACCAGGGUGGCCGGGACAUCACAGAGGAGAUCAUGUCGGGUGUCAGAACUGGUUCAACACCCACCCCCCCACAGUCUGCGGUCUCUGCGUCAGAGGGAGGCAGCCACGCACAGGUGAAUGGGGAGAGUGCCCUGCCCGCCCCCACAAUGGUCAGACCAGAUGAUGGAGAGAAGUCCUUGGCCCCAGCUGGCGGAACCCCCACCCCACCACCCUCUAGGAGUCCUGCGCCGGUCUCCACAGCGCCCCCUGCAGAUGAGAGUCAACCUGACACAGACAGCAAGGUCUCCACCCAUGAUGAGGUGCCCGUUCCCCCAGGAGAGACUCCUGGUGACACUCCCACCAUACCCUCUGUGAGCCCAGCUUCUGACAGGGUGGACACCCACACGCCACCUCCUGCUAGCGUGUCUCCUCCUGCUGCCAUUGGUGACCAUGCAGUAACCAUAGCAACAACGGAACAGCCACCCGCCCCUGAGGUGGACAGACUGCAGCAGGAAGAAGAGGAGAAGGAGAGGGCAGUAAGGGAGAAGGCGAAGGAACAGGAGAGCGUGGACCUAGCAGUCGUCGAAGCUGAUCCAGGCUCCACCCCCAUUCCCGUAGCCAUGCCCACCAACCCACCGUGCAAAGCUGCAAAUGGUGUCAGUGCAGAGCUGCCGGAGUCCUCCACCAUGCCAGAGGGCGCUGCGGAGCCACAAACAGCCCCGCUUCCGGAGCUGCAACUACCCAACGGUCAUCCUCCCCUGGCACAGCAGGACCCGGAGGGGGCGUCAGAGGACAGCCCCGUCGCCGAAACCGAGGUCGCCCAGCCACAGGACACCCCUGCCAUGCCAACACCAGACGUCACCCCUGACACUACACCGCAUGUGCCUAUAGAGGAGCAGAGGGGCACGCCCCCACUCCCGACCAGUGCCCCUGCUGGGGAGACCUCUAUGCAAGCCGCAGUGUCCGUGCCAAAGAAGAGGAAGAAGCUGAAGGACCUGAACAGGAAGGAGGCUGUGGGAGAUCUCCUGGAUGCCUUUAAAGAGGAGCAGGUGGUGGAAAGUGCCCCCGAGUCAAAGCUGGUCCAGGCAGAGAAAGAGGAGCCGUCCCCCGCCCUGGCCUCUGAUGGACCCCACCCUGCCACGCCCGCGGAGGAGACCCCCGCUGCCAAGCCUACAGAGGAGCCAGAUGAGACCUGGGAGGAGAAGGAGGACAAGCUGGAUGCCGGGAGCGUCGAGCCUGAGGCCGUCAAGCCUACGGACCUGAAAUACCAGUACAAAGAAGAAGAGUGGAAGCCCCUCAAUCCCGAGGCGAAGAAGACGUACGACCGCGAGUUCCUGCUGGGCUUCCAGUUCAUCAGCAUCAGCAUGCACAAACCCGAGGGCCUGCCGACCAUCAGCGACGUGGUCCUGGACAAGGCCAACAAGCUGCCACUGCGCCCCCCGGACCCCGGUCGUAUGACUGGCAUGAACUGCGGUCCUGACUUCACCCCCUCUUUCGCCAACCUGGGAAGGCAGUCCUCGAGCAGCAGAGGCCCACCCUCUGGAAUGAGCGGCCCCCGGCGCUCACAGCAGGGCCCGCGCAAGGAGCCGCGGAAGAUCAUCGCCAGCGUGUCCCUCAACGAGGACAUCAAGCUCAACAAGGCGGAGAAGGCGUGGAAGCCGGCGUUGAAGAAGCAGGCGGGGGCGGAGGAGCGGGGGGAGGAGGACCCCGAGGUUGCCCGCACGCAGGAGCUGUUCCGCCGGGUGCGCAGCAUCCUCAACAAGCUGACGCCGCAGAUGUUCCAGCAGCUGAUGAAGCAGGUGACCGAGCUCACCGUCGACACCGAGGAGCGGCUCAAGGGCGUCAUCGACCUCAUCUUCGAGAAGGCCAUCUCCGAGCCCAACUUCUCCGUCGCCUACGCCAACAUGUGCCGCUGCCUGAUGGGGUUGAAAGUCCCUACCGCCGACAAGCAGGGAGUCACUGUGAACUUCCGCAAGCUGCUGCUCAACCGCUGCCAGAAGGAGUUUGAGAAGGACAAAGACAACGACGAGAUAUUCGAGAAGAAGCAGAAGGAGCUGGAAGCAACCACUGUGGAGGAGGAGCGGCAGCGUCUGAAGGAGGAGCUGGAGGAGGCCAAGGACAAGGCCCGGCGGCGGUCGCUCGGCAACAUCAAGUUCAUCGGCGAGCUCUUCAAGCUGAAGAUGCUGACGGAGGCCAUCAUGCACGACUGCGUGGUCAAGCUGCUGAAGAACCACGACGAGGAGUCGCUGGAGUGCCUCUGCCGACUGCUGUCCACCAUCGGCAAGGACCUGGACUUCGAGAAGGCCAAGCCCCGUAUGGACCAGUAUUUCAACCAGAUGGAGAAGAUCAUCAAGGAGAGGAAGACCUCGUCCAGAAUCAGAUUCAUGCUGCAGGAUGUGCUGGACCUCAGACGGAACAACUGGGUCCCCAGGAGGGGCGACCAGGGGCCCAAGACCAUCGACCAGAUCCACAAGGAGGCGGAGCUGGAGGAGCACAGGGAGCAGAUCAAGGUGCAGCAGCAGCUCCUUUCCAAGAAGGACACCCGGAUGGGCGGGGGUGGAGGCGGGGGCGGGGGCCGAGCUGGGCCGCACCCCAUGGGGGGCCGCGGCAGCCAGCCGCAGGAGGAGGGCUGGAACACCGUCCCCAUCUCCAAGAACCGCCCCAUCGACCCCAGCCGACUCACCAAGAUCACCAAGCCUGGAGCUCUGGACCUCAGCAAUCAGCUUCUUGCCCCCGGAGGGAAAGGCUCCUGGGGUAGCUGGGGCAAGGGCAGCAGCGGGGGCUCAGGCUCCAAGCCCAGCGGGGAGUCAGCUCCAGAGACGGGACGUCCCACCACGAGCACCCUGAACCGCUUCUCCGCCUUGCAGCAGCCCUCCUCGUCCGCCCCUCUGCCCCGCCCUGCUGAAAGCGAGCGCAGGGUCCCUCAAAGGAGCAGCUCCAGUCGGGACCGAGGGGAGCGGGGCGACCGGUCCGAGCGUCCGGGCCGCGGAGGUGGCGACCACCCGGAGCGGCGGGAGGACAGGGGCUCGGACCGCCAGCGGCCGCCGGUCAGCAAGCGCAGCUACAGCCGGGAGACGGAGCAGCGCGGGGCCGGCGACAGCCUGCGCAGGGUCAGCAGCAUGACGGACGAGCGGGACCGGCACGGGCGCGAGGCGGCUGAGCGUGGGUCGGCCUCCAUGCCCCCGCCCGCCCCAGCCAAGCCCGCCAUGAGCGAGGACGAGCUCGAGAAGAAGUCCAAGGCCAUAAUCGAGGAGUUCCUGCAUAUCAAUGACAUGAAGGAGGCGCUGCAGUGCGUGCAGGAGACGAACUCGACGCAGUUGCUGUUUGUGUUCGUGCGGAAUGGCGUCGAGUCGACGCUGGAGAGGAGCACCAUCGCCCGCGAGCACAUGGGCCUCCUGCUGCACCAGCUGCUGAAGGCGGGCACCCUGCCCCCUCAGCAGUACUACAAGGGGCUGCAGGAGAUCCUGGAGGUGGCAGAAGACAUGGCCAUAGACAUCCCCCACAUCUGGCUCUACCUGGCUGAGAUCAUCACUCCCAUGCUGAAUGAGGGUGGCAUCCCCAUGGGCCAGCUCUUCAGGGAGGUCUCAAAGCCGCUUGUCCCACAGGGCAAGGCUGCUGUUCUGCUGGUGGAGAUCCUCUCCCUGCUAUGCAAAGGGAUGAGCCAUAAGAAGGCAGGACUGCUGUGGAGAGAGGCGGGCCUCAGCUGGAAGGACUUCUUGCCCGAGGAUGAGGAUGUCAACAAAUUUGUAACAGAGAAGAAAGUGGAAUUCACACUGGGAGAGGCCUCUGAGAAGCCCAGCAAAGUAGAGAUGUCCUCUGAGGAGCUGUGCAGACGCCUGGACAAGCUAAUGCAGGAAAACGUCAGCAACCAGAGUAUCUUUGACUGGGUUGAGGCAAACCUGGACAAGCAGCAGAUCAACUCCAACCUGCUGGUGCGGGCGCUGAUGACCUCAGUGUGUCGGUCAGCCAUCAUUGGUGAGAACCCUUACAAGGUGAAUCCUGCGCAGAUCAAGCUGAGGGCCAAACUGCUGCAGAAGUACCUGACAGAGGAGCAGAAGGAGCUGCAGGCUUUGUAUGCCCUGCAGGCCCUCAUGGUCAAGAUGGAGCAGCCAGCCAAUCUGCUGCGGAUGUUCUUCGACACGCUGUACGACGAGGACGUGAUUAAGGAGGAGGCCUUCUACAAGUGGGAGUCCAGCAAAGACCCCGCGGAGCAGCAGGGCAAGGGCGUGGCCCUCAAGUCCGUCACCGCCUUCUUCACCUGGCUCCGCGAGGCCGAGGAGGAGUCCGACAACAGCUAGGCCCGCCGCCGCCACCUGGAGCACUGGAGUGGAAAGGCGUGUGCAGAGCAGAGACAGCCGUGAUAAAUCUAUAUGAAAGGGUCUUCCGAGUGAUCAUACAAUCAUUUAUUUUUAUUUCCUCAUUUUUUUUGUCCUCUCGCCUAGCAAAUGACUAAAAACAUGAAAUGAAAGGCCAGGAUAUGAACUGGUGGCGCCAUCACUCCGGUGUUUCGUGGAUUGAUCUCCAGUUUUAAAGCGUAAAUCUACAGUGUUCCUGAUGUUCAACGAACAAAAAUAACCCGACAGUAUAAACUAAGGUUGCUUACCGUAUGAAUAUUUCAUGUAUUAUGUUGAAGGGACCUGAUGGAUAUCAUGUGUAAUAUGUGAUGAAAUAUGGAGCUCUGAAGUAGGUGGUUAUAUUUUUUGUCCUGAGAUUCAGAUCUUUCACCUUAAAGGAAGAAUGCAAAGGAUGUGAACAAGCUGGAGCUAUCUUUUUUGGACAUUUCUGAUUGCAAGCCUUUUUUGUGUGUUUUUGACUUCCUGUUGACCUCAGGGGUCCUUAGGGGUGGUGUUGGGGGGAGUGGACAUUGACCUUGGCUGCUGGGGGUUAUCAGCAUGUUUGUUUGCCCCCCUCCUCCCCUCCCCCAACCCCAUGUCUGCCUUUGACACCUACAGUUCAGAACCGGGGGUCCUGCAGAUGUUUUAGGACCCUCAAACAAGCCUGUAGUGGAUUUUAAAGAACAAUCAUUAAAACUUGAACUUAUAUAGAGAAAUCAGCUUUAAAAGAGAAGCCGUACACAUCCUAUAGCCUUUCUGCUUAUGUAAGCAGAAAAAAUUCACAAGAGUUCUGUAA